Gaeumannomyces tritici R3-111a-1 is the source of this 1371-nucleotide messenger RNA. RefSeq lists its product as hypothetical. The transcript is spliced from 4 exons. Gene Ontology annotation, molecular function: acyltransferase activity, transferring groups other than amino-acyl groups. The record is from RefSeq and is a predicted model, not a curated record. NCBI's taxonomy places the organism in Eukaryota, Fungi, Ascomycota, Sordariomycetes, Magnaporthales, Magnaporthaceae. The coding region runs from base 478 to 1191 and encodes 237 amino acids.
CUCCAAUGCCAUCUGCAUGCUCUGCGCCGUCGUCGUCCGAUUAUCUCGGCACAUGACAUUGGUCAAAGCCAGCCACGACUCGACCUUGACCUUUGUCCGACGGCGCUACGCUGCGCGGACUGGGGCAAACGGUGGGUCGAACGCAUGCCUCCUCUUCCUUGCAGCAAACAAGGCCAACCCGGCUCUUUAAGCUGUAUGCGGAAAAGAUACGAUCCCAUGUGCCUCGCGUCCGCCGGCUGCUGCUUCCACCCCGCCUUCGAUUGCUUGGCUUUAACUAUGGUGGCUGCAGUCGACAAUCUGGGAGAUCACACAAACACAGCCUAGCAUUCUUUACACCAGAUGUGUAGGACAUCACCAAGCAGCAGGUGUCUUGUUUGCACCAUUCAGCCUCAAUUGACCCAAGUUCCAUCCUCGUGACAGUCGGAGCGGAGCACGGGUAUCUCUCGGUGCCCCUCACCCCCCCUCACUUGGUCCAGAAUGGCCCCGAUCCGGAUAUCCGCCCUUGGGGAGCCUGACAUCCCAGGCGUGGUGGCCGCUGUACAAAGGGCGUUCGCUAAUGAUCCAUAUAACAACUGGGUUUUCGACAAGUCCAAUUUCAACGCCCAAAGAAAUGCCGUCUCUCUUGCCAUCCGCUGCCGCUGGGGUAUGCGGAAUGGCAUCUUCCAGGUGGCCAAAGAGGAGGGCAGCGACAAGGUGUUGGGAGCUUCCAUGUGGCUCCCACCCAGGGCGGCCAACCAGAAACAGACCUGGGGCGAGUGGCUCGAGGACUGGCGUAUGUAUUUCAGCCAAGUCGCUAUGAACCUGUGGUACGGCCGAGGUGGCCUGAACGUCAAGCGGUACUAUAUCUGGAAGGACUCACAGGCCAAGGUCCAGUCGGAUGUCUGGACAGAUCCGAGGGGUUACUACUUCCUCAACAUCAUGGUGGUCAUCCCGGAGGCUCAGGGCAAGGGGAUCGGCAAGAAGCUCAUGACCGCCGUGACAGACAAGGCGGACCGAGAGCAGAUGAAAUGCUAUCUCGAGUCCAGCAGAGACAAGCCCAACAUGGACAUUUAUGGGCGCAUGGGGUUUCGGUUUGCCAAGCAGUUGGAUUGCGACGACAACGGCAUCAUCUGCAAGCUGUUCACCAUGGUCCGGGACCCUCUGCCGCCAGUAGGAACAGGGGCGGAGGAUGAGCAGACCCAGGCCGAGUAGCCGCAACCUGGGUUGGUUCUUGUGUUGCCGGGCAGAGAGUAGGUAUGAAGCUAGAGGAGCCAGUUUGGUUUCCCCUCACAAAUUCAGCAAAGAGAGCCGGCCCCGUUAGGCCGAAAGAAGCUUCCCUUGGCGCGGCCGGCACUGUUCCGUGAACCGUGCUUGACCCUGUCGACGAACGAG